UGAGUGAGUGAGUGUAUGUGUGGAUGGGCUCAGCAUUGACUGGGUUUAUAGUUUCUUAUCUGCAAAUAUCACGUCACGGAAACAUUUGGCGCGCGAACCAACAGCUUUCGGCGUGCGAAUAAUGGUCGCGCACAUGGCACAUUAUGGAGAAACUACACAACUGAACGAUGGGAAUGGAGACGUUUCGCCAUCAGACCUGAAGGAUGAACCUGCUGAAAGCUCUCACAGCAGUUCAGAUAAUACCUCAGCUGAGGAGAGCUCAGAGGAAGAGGAGGCCCAUGAAGAGGAAGAGGAAGGAGAUUCAGACUCCAACACGAGAUCCGGUGUAGAAAAACCCAGCGAUGAGCAGCUUCAGCCGUGCUGUGAGAAGUGCAGAGCACUAAAGAAUCCCAAAUACGAGCUCGUCUCCCCCAGGAAAAUGUCCAAAGAACGGCUCCUGCUAAAGCUGGAUGCCGAGGGUGUGUAUGAGUGUUCAGACACUGGGCUGGUGUUCGAGGUCUCCCAGCGCGUCAACAUCACAUACUGCGUUCUCUCCUGGAGCAAGUUUAGCACAUACUUGACCGGAUCAUGGAAAUUUGCCGGACCCAUUUUUGAUGUGGAAUGCGAUCCAUCCAUUCUCAAAUCCGUCCAGUUCCCACACUCACUGUGUCUGGCAGCAGAUAAAGACAACGAGGUGAAGUUCAGCGUGCUCCAUGUGAAGAACAGCCGUGGUCAGAUCGAGCCCUCGGCCGAUCACUCCGGGAGUCACGUCAAAUGGACCGUGUCUUCACUUUCACCCGUGGGUCCCAUUGUUCAGACGUCUAAGUCAGCAGAGCAUCAUGGGGUCGUGCAGGUGUUCAAAGAGGUGGGCCAUGAAAACUCCUUCUCCUUCAGAGUUUACCUGGCUGGAAACAACUGCUCUGACAUCAAGGACAUCAGGAGGGCCGUUCGGCGGGCGAACAACUGUAAGAACAACAAGAGGUAUAUUCAUGUAGACAAGCCACCCACUUGCAUGCUGGAGGAGAACAGAAAGUACCGUCUGAUCAGCGAGCCCAUGGGUCACAUCACACCCGAGGACAUGCUCUUCACGCCUGUCAUCGUGGAGGUGAAGGGAUACUUUGAGGUCUUCUUUGAGGAGAGUCCUCCUUUCAAACUGUCCUUGACAGACGCGGACUUGGGACAUACUGUGUGGACCGCGACCAUCAGAGAGGGAGACUGUGUACAUCAACUAGACGAAAACCCCCAAAAAACAACGAAAGGCAGGAAGAGACCAAUCAGCACGUCAGAGGAAGAUCUCUGCAACAAGCCCAAUAAGAAAGCUCGUGGCAUCGAUGAGUCCGACUGUGCCGGGACGGCCCUGGCCCCGGGCCUGACGGACCAGCAGCUGAUGCAGGUGGCCAAGCGCAUGGGCAAGGAGUGGAAGAUCGUGGCCAUCUGCUACCUGGGCCUCAGCAAGCAGGACCUGGAGGAGAUGGAGUCCGCGGAGGAGGACGUGACCAUGCUGAAGUUCACCAUGCUGGAGCGCUGGAGGAGACGGCAACCCAAGGGGAACGCGGGGAUUCAGGAACUACACAAGUGUCUGAAGGACAACGACGACGUGCCUAACGAGGUCAUCGCUGUGCUGGACGAGAUGCUGCAGAAUAACUCAUGACGUUGGGUCCAGCGGUGUGUAUGCUGAGCGUCUGUGGAUCUGUGUGAGGAACAUCACUGAAGCUCUGUUGGAGAGCGGUGGAGACGACGGCCCGUCACACUGAGAUCUGGUGCUGACCUGAGA
Messenger RNA from Rhinichthys klamathensis goyatoka, 1753 nucleotides. Its product is annotated as NACHT, LRR and PYD domains-containing protein 1a allele 5. The transcript has 15 exons. The coding region runs from base 122 to 1630 and encodes 502 amino acids. The record is from RefSeq and is a predicted model, not a curated record. Gene Ontology annotation, cellular component: THO complex part of transcription export complex. Lineage: Eukaryota; Metazoa; Chordata; Actinopteri; Cypriniformes; Leuciscidae. Gene Ontology annotation, biological process: signal transduction; mRNA export from nucleus; regulation of DNA-templated transcription elongation. Gene Ontology annotation, molecular function: protein binding.